AAACUCCCUUUAUCCACUCCCAUUCUCUCUGUGUUUUUCGUUUCGGUUUCAGUUUCAGUUUCAUCCAUGUCCAAGAUGAGAUCCGAUCGGAAGCCUCCGCUGGCCAGGUCUCCUGCCCGUCUUCGUCCUCGUCGCGGACUUCGUUCCUCUGCAAACAUUCCCCAAUCUCCGCCUGGUUCUUUGACGAAAAGCCAAGUGCCAGUUCGGCCUCCGGACGUCGACGAAUUGGAGCUUCGCCCCGAGUAUCGCACCAUAUCCUGCGAGCUCCGAGCCCUGGCGAAGAAGGUUCAAGACGAAUUCGGAAACGCAGGUUCGACCAACGCCGGCUUCGCGAACAAUGCCGGCGCGAUUUCGAGUCCUCUGUUCGAGAGAGGUCGAUUCUACGAGGCGUACAGUGCCAGAAGAAACGAGAGGCUGAAGAGGAAAAAGGGCGAAACCGGCGACGAGAGAAAGAGCGCGGCGUAUGAUCUGGGCGUCAAGGUGGAGUCGGCGAAGCGAAGGGACUCCAAGAGGCUCGAGGCGUUGAAAAGAUCGGUGGCUUCUACGCCGGCGACGGCCGACCGGGCAGAGAAGCCGAGGUAUUUGCUGAGGAGCAUGACCAAGGAGAACAAGAAACCGCCUUUGCCUUCUAUGAGUUGCGGCCAGAAAACGGCGGCCUCUAGGGUUCCGAAAAGCUGAUUUUUCUGAACUGGGUUCGUGAAGAUUCUAUCAAGGCUCGGAUGUUUUGAUUCGUUUCAGAUGGUUAUGGUGUUUCAAACUAGUUGUUUGAUGGGACUUAGUGUGGUUGGACGCGGUUUCCUCGGAAGAGCUCGAGGAAACUGAAUCCAUGGAGUUCUCAAUCUGGACAUACAUAUUCGCUUUGAAAACGUUUUUUGGUCCUUGGGGGUCAAUAUGGUUUUAAAUUGAAUAGUUAGAUCCAUUUUGUUU
Messenger RNA from Diospyros lotus (date-plum), 927 nucleotides. RefSeq lists its product as uncharacterized. The record is from RefSeq and is a predicted model, not a curated record. The coding region runs from base 67 to 678 and encodes 203 amino acids. The transcript has 2 exons. NCBI's taxonomy places the organism in Eukaryota, Viridiplantae, Streptophyta, Magnoliopsida, Ericales, Ebenaceae.